Molecule: messenger RNA, 2252 nt
Organism: Xyrauchen texanus (razorback sucker)
Lineage: Eukaryota; Metazoa; Chordata; Actinopteri; Cypriniformes; Catostomidae
Gene: traf1
Product: TNF receptor-associated factor 1
Exons: 9
Coding region: 1-1599 (532 amino acids)
Biological process (GO): regulation of canonical NF-kappaB signal transduction; protein K63-linked ubiquitination; regulation of apoptotic process
Cellular component (GO): plasma membrane signaling receptor complex; cytoplasmic side of plasma membrane
Molecular function (GO): ubiquitin protein ligase binding; tumor necrosis factor receptor binding; zinc ion binding
Source: RefSeq, a predicted model, not a curated record
AUGGCUUGUGGAUCAGCAGUAUCAGAUCCGUCAUUAAACGGUGUUUCGUCAACACCGGGUGAGAACGAGUACCCGUCAGGUUUCCCUCAGAGCAUCUGUGAUGAAGUCCCGAAGGAGAAGUACUUGUGCAGCAACUGCAAUAACGUACUUAAUAAAGCGCGUCAAACGGCGUGCGGUCACCGCUACUGCCUUGCCUGCGUCAACUGGUUGGCAAGAAACAACAAGGACCUUGUGUGCACCAAAUGUAAAGAAGAGGAUCCAAGCUUUGAAAAUGACACCAGUGUACUGACUCUUGACCAAUUCUUCAAUGAUGCGGCUAUUAAUAAGGAAAUUUUAGAUCUGAAAGUUCACUGUGCUAACCAAGGCUGCCCCUGGAGAAGCACCCUGAAGAACUUUGAGGAACAUCAGAGUCAGUGUGAAUAUGCCUUGAUCCCCUGCAACAUCGGUUGUGGCAUAAUGGUGCAGAGAAAGACACUGGCCACACAUCUAGAAAGAGGCUGUCCAAACAACAAGACUACAUGUCUCUCUUGCUCAGAUGUCCUUACACCUAGAGAGCUCCAGAAUAAUCCCCAAGGCAACUCCAAAAAGAAAGAGCCAUGCAUUUUUUCUGAAGUCGGUUGUCCUUUUAAGGGUAAUUCAGACAAGGUAAAAGAGCAUGAGUCCUGCAGUCACGUUCGUCAUCUCCAGCUUCUCUUGGAAGUCACUAGGACUCUUCAGCAUACCUUUUAUACCCAACCUGAGGGAGGCCAACAUGAAAUCACUCUGGACUAUAUUCAUCCUGGACAGAGUGGGGCUUCUCUUACUUCUCAAAGUGAUGGUGAGAUCGAGGCUGAUGGAGGAGAGCCAGGAACGACUGAUAAGGCCUUCAGCCUCCACGAAGACCAGGCUGAGCUUGCCGUGGGACAGCAACUGGAUGCUCUACAGCAGAGAGUCCAGAUUAUGGAGAAUAUCAUCUCUGCUUUGAACCAAGAGGUGGAGAAGACCCAGCUCAGUGUGGUUGCACUGGAGAGAGACAACCAGAAUAACCAGCAGAUCAUUCUGCACUUAGAAUCAAAGGUAGCCGAGCUGCAGCAACGGAUGGUCAGGAAAGACAUGUGCAUUGCAUCCUUACAGCAGUCUAUCAGCAUCCAGGAGGACGUUUCGUAUGAUGGCACCUUUCUCUGGCGCUUGUGUGAUGUCAGCCAGAGACUGAGAGAGGCAGCCACUGGGCAAAAGAUCAGUCAGUACUCACCAGCUUUCUACACCACCAGGUAUGGAUUUAAAGUAUGUAUGCGGCUUUACUUGAAUGGAGAUGGGGUUGGAAAGGGAACGCACAUCUCUCUUUUUUUUGUUAUCAUGAAAGGAGACUAUGACCCCAUUCUCACAUGGCCAUUCAGACACAAGGUAACGUUCUUUCUUAUAGAUCAGAACCACAGAGAGCACGUCAUCGAUGCUUUCCGUCCCGACCUGUCCUCUGCAUCCUUUCACCGGCCUGUCUCAGAGAUGAAUGUGGCCAGCGGUUGUCCCCUGUUCUUUCCUCUGGGGAAAUUGAGGUCGUCUAAGCAUGCCUACUGCAAGGAUGACACAAUCUAUAUUAAGUGUGUGGUGGACACCUCAUGAACCUGGAAGGCCUGGCUCUUAAAAGUGAAUCGGUAAUAUCUGCUCCACUAGCGUCACCAAACGGAAUUGCAAAUACUGUACAUAGAUAGAUCAGUUAGAAGUUCAAUCAGUUACGCCCAUUUCACAUCACAAGCUUGAGCGAGACGUGAGCAUAGUGUCAGCUUAACUACAGUGGAACUGUAGCUGCAGACUCGACAGGGCUUUCACACUGGAAGUGUUUUUAUAGCAUCACACCAGCAGAUCUAUAAAGAAAAAUACUGCGAUUUCUGUUACUAGGGUGAGUAUUUAUUUGAAUAAAACAUAACUUAUAAAAUGUUUAUCAGUAGUGGGUCAUUGAUUAUUAUUACAAACUUAAUCGUCAUGAAAUCGUAUUUACAUGAGGAAGAGGACCACAUUUGCCUCUAAAAGGUAAACAAUAGAGCACUUUGUGCUUCUCCACUUCCACGAUCAUUCUUGUAUCAUCCAUUGUUGAACAAGAAUGAGAUUAAUUCUGAAUUCAUCAACGCCAUGGUCUAUCACCUGCAUGUGUUUACAAGUGAAAGCAAACUUGGCUGUGAAUGGGUAUUGCUGAAGCCUAUAGACCUGUUCGAUGUUUAAUAGUACUUAAGUCACUUAAGUUUUUAGUCUCAUAUUUUCAGGCUCAUAAGUCGUAG